Trichogramma pretiosum is the source of this 3222-nucleotide messenger RNA. RefSeq names its product 5'-nucleotidase domain-containing protein 3 (gene Nt5c). Gene Ontology annotation, molecular function: 5'-nucleotidase activity. The coding region runs from base 311 to 1849 and encodes 512 amino acids. The record is from RefSeq and is a predicted model, not a curated record. Lineage: Eukaryota; Metazoa; Arthropoda; Insecta; Hymenoptera; Trichogrammatidae. The transcript has 7 exons.
AGUGCUCGAAGAGUAGCGUCGUCAGCUCGUCGCAUCAUAUAUAUAUGUAGCAUACGGCAGUACAGUAGUGUGUAGUUGCGGCCUGUGCGAUAGUCGUCGUAGUCGCGCGCGCCUUUCGAGGCCUCUUCCAUUGACGCGCGCUCGUCGACCCGCAAAGCUACUCUCUGUGUGUGCACUGCUCUCUCAUUAUUGUCAUACAUAUAAUACACUGUGCACGUCGCCUAUCAAACGCGCGAGAAGCAAAGUACGAAAAUCGCAGUGGUAGUGCAUCGAGUUGUUGUCAUUGUGUACUAGACAGCAGCAGCUUAUAAUGUCUUCGGUCAUCAGGCGCGACGGCCAGCAUCUGGCCAGGAGAUGGCUCGGCUCGUCGACGUCCUGCAGCACCGACUUGGCAGCGUCCAAAGUCUCGAGAGAUCGCAUGAGGCGAAGCUACGACAUGAUGCUCGAAAAAUGCAAAUCGAAAAAAUUGCCCCAGGACGUGAACGCGCGCGGCGUCUUCGCCUGCAACGAGCUCGAUCUGCGCGAGGUGCAGGUCUACGGCUUCGAUUACGACUACACGCUGGCCUGCUACAAGCCGAGCAUGGACUAUCUGCUCUACAAGCUGGGCCGAGACAUGCUCAUCAAGAAGCACAAGUACCCCGAGGGCAUAGCCGAUCUCGAGUAUCGUGACGACUUCGCGGUGCGAGGCCUGCACUACGACAUCGAGAAGGGCCUGCUGCUGAAGCUCGACAGCUUCCUGCAGAUCCAGCUCGGGGCCGUUUAUCGGGGCUUGAAGCCCGUGCCCGACGACGAGGUGCUGAGGCUCUACAAGAAUCGCAUCAUACCGAUCGCCUACGUCGAGGCGCCCUACAAACACCAUCACAGGGACGGCGUCCGGCGCACCAAAAUGGUCCAAUUGGCCGAUCUGUUCUCGCUGCCCGAGAUGGGCUUGCUGUGCAACGUCACCGAGUACUUUUUGCAGAAUCACAUCGAUUUCCAUCCCGAAAUUCUCUUCCGAGAUGUCAAGAAUUCAGUACAAAGCUGCCAUCCGAUAAUGCACAAGUUAGUGGUGGAAAAUGUCUCCGAGUACCUCGAGUCGAAUCCGGAUCUCAAUCAAUACUUCGACCGGCUCAAGGCUGCCGACAAGAAAAUGUUCCUCGUAACGAACAGUCCUUUUCACUUUGUUGACAAAGGUAUGCGAUUCCUCGUGGGCGACGACUGGAAGUCGUACUUCGACGUGGUGAUCGUGCAGGCUCGGAAGCCUCGCUUUUUCACCGAAGAGUCGCGGCCGCUGCGCAUCUACGACGAGAAAAACGAGACCCAGCUCUGGGACCGGGUCACCAAGGUCGAGAAGGGCGUGAUCUACCUCGAGGGCACGGUCAAGCAGCUGCAGGACACGACGGGCUGGCGCGGCCAUCAGGUGCUCUACUUCGGCGAUCAUCCGUACAGCGACCUCGCGGACGUGACCCUCGAGCACGGCUGGCGCACGGGCGCCAUCAUCAAGGAGCUGGCCCACGAGAUCGAGACCCUGAAUCAUCCGACCUUCAAGCGGAACGCCAACUGGCUGCAGAUGCUCACGGCCCUGAUCGAGGACCACCAGAAUGUGGACGGGCCCGAGGCCGAGGCCGAGCUCGACGCCUGGAUACAGGAGCGCGACAGGCUGCGCAACGAGAUCAAGCACGUGUUCAACGAGCAGUUCGGCUCCGUCUUUCGCACCUAUCACAAUCCGACCUACUUCUCGCGUCGGCUCUUUCGCUUCGCCGACAUCUACAUGAGCUCGAUCACGAAUCUGCUCUGCUACUCGCCGACCCACACGUUCUAUCCGCGACGCGGCGUCAUGCCGCACGAGUACAUGAGCUAUUUCAUGUAAACGAAACCAACAAGAAAAAGAAUCGCUGGCUCGCGAAGGCGCAUUCUGUACUCGCUUUGAUUAAGAUGCAUCCAUUGUUUUCCUCUUAUUUCUUUGUAAAUAUAACCCUCAGAUUUUCUCCUCCGUCGUCCGAGGAAUUUGAAGGAGCCACGAUUCGUCGCGCGCAUUGUCUCUCUCUCCUACUAUACGAUUGAACAAAAACAUGAAAGUAACUCUCUUACAACUCGAGUGUGUGUGUGUGUGUGUGUGUGUGUGUGUGUAAAAAAUUGAACAUCCUUUAAGUUUAGUCUCAAUAAACUUCACGUGUGAGCGAAUGUGCGUGUAAAAUCAAUUUAUAAUGUUGUAUCGUUUGACACAGCGAAAGUCAAUUUUCACAGUACGAUUUUACGUUUUUUUUUGUUAUACAAUCCCACCUUUGCCCGCACCUGAAUUAUUGAUGUGAUGCAGUGUCGUGUUUUAUGCACGAUACGUAAAGAAGUGUAUAUUUUUGUAACUAAUUACACGAUGUAGUUUUUUUUGCUUUAUCGCCGGGGAUAAAUGCUUGAAUUUUUUUUUGAAAUUUAUUUGGAUAGUGAGUUUAGAAUUUGUUAUCACUCGAUCGAAAUUGUUCGAAUGAAUAUACGCUUUGUUAUGAAAAAAGUGCCAUAUAUGUAUCACGAUGACAAUAUUUUCUUGUAUAUAUUAGAUCAUAUAGUGUAAAAAAACAUACUGUAAGUGUGAAAAAUGAAUUUGAAAGUAGUUUGAUAACUAUCAUUUUGUUGAUGUAUAUGAAAAAAAAUUUAGCGAAAUAUAAAUAAUGAAUUCGAAUGAAUUCUUAAUUGACGUUGAUUACAGUUAAAUAGUCCAUGAUUUCAAAGCUGCAGACAUAUCAGCUCGCGAGGACUUUGAGCUUUGAACUUUUUAGACGAGAUAGUGUGUCUAGUGAAAGAGUACAUUAUAUAGGGUUUUUUCAAAACUACAUGAGAUAAUUGAAGAUCAACACGGUCUCAUUGACGUGUAAAAUUUUUUGAAAUAGUCAUUUACGUUUAACUAGGAAACUGAAAAGAUUGUGACAUCUAUAUAUAAAUUGAAAAAUAAAAUUACUAUGAGUGUGAAUAGCCAAAUAAUGUUUGUAAAAGCGAUCGACGCACCCACAGUUUAUCUGCUUUAAUGAAAUUAAAGCAUUGAAACAUUAUAAAAGUUUCAUGAGUGAACUUAAAAUAUAUUUAAUUGGUGAAUUUACGAUACAAAAAUUUUCUCAUUGAAAAUGAAACAUAUUGAAAGACUCAAAAAAUGACUAUCGUAAAUAUCAUGGUACAACUUCGUGUAAUUAGAUCUAACAACUUGUCAAUCGAAUAACAUUGCCAAUAAAAAAGCCAAUUUGAACCAACAAA